UCUUUCUCUUUCCCGCUCCACUUCUCGUUGUGCUCUUUAUCCCCACCAAAUUUUGGGGUUUAGGGUUUUCUCCUCUCCCCUGGAAUUUCAAAUCUAGACCAGUUCCUCCUCAUUCCUCCACUUCACUCCAAUCGCAAUGAUGUACAAUGACCCUCAUAACCCCCAGCACCAGCAGCAUCAGCAUCAGCAGCACCAGCACCAGUUCCAGCAGCAACAACAACCGCAGCAUUUUCACCAUCAGCAGCCCGGUCCAGAAUUUCACCGUGGACCGCCGCCUCCACCGCCGCAGCAACCUCAUCCGCCGCCAAUGAUGCGUCAGCCAUCUGCAUCCUCCACAAACCUCGCACCGGAGUUUCACCACCCCGGUCCCGGUGGCCCCCCUCCUCCCCAUUACGAUGUUCAUAGUGAUAGCCAUGGUGCAAAAAGGAUGAGAAAGCAUACUCAAAGGAAGGCAGUUGAUUAUACGAGCACAGUUGUGCGUUACAUGCAGAUUCGUAUGUGGCAGCAUGAUUCGAGUGAUAGGACUGUACUGCAACCUACGACGGCAGCCGCAAUUGAUAUGUUGCCAGCAGCGGGCUAUCCAGACAAUCCAUCCACUAGCUUUGCUGCUAAAUUUGUUCAUACAUCUCUGAAUAAAAAUCGAUGCCCUAUUAAUCGUGUUCUUUGGACUCCAACAGGCCGGCGUCUUAUUACUGGCUCACAGACUGGUGAAUUCACUCUUUGGAAUGGACAGUCUUUUAAUUUUGAAAUGAUCCUUCAGGCUCAUGAUCAAGCAAUCAGAUCCAUGGUCUGGAGUCACAAUGACAACUGGAUGGUCUCCGGUGAUGAUGGCGGUGCAAUAAAGUAUUGGCAGAACAACAUGAAUAAUGUCAAAGCUAACAAAUCUGCUCAUAAAGAAUCUGUCCGUGACUUAAGUUUCUGUAGGACAGAUUUGAAGUUCUGUUCGUGCUCUGAUGAUACCACUGUUAAAGUUUGGGACUUUGCACGCUGUCAAGAAGAGUCUUCAUUAACUGGCCAUGGUUGGGAUGUGAAGAGUGUUGACUGGCAUCCUUCAAAAUCUCUAUUAGUAUCAGGUGGGAAGGACAAUCUUGUGAAACUUUGGGAUGCCAAAUCAGGGAGGGAGCUUUGCUCAUUUCAUGGCCACAAAAAUACUGUGCUUUGUGUUAAAUGGAAUCAAAACGGCAACUGGGUGUUAACAGCUUCAAAAGAUCAAAUAGUAAAGCUUUAUGACAUAAGAGCAAUGAAGGAGCUUGAAUCAUUUCGUGGACACCGGAAGGAUGUUACUGCUUUGGCUUGGCAUCCAUUCCAUGAAGAGUACUUUGUUAGUGGAAGCUAUGAUGGUUCCAUCUUCCAUUGGCUUGUUGGGCAUGAAACUCCACAAAUUGAAAUUUCCAAUGCUCAUGAUAAUAAUGUGUGGGAUCUUGCAUGGCAUCCGAUUGGAUACCUUUUGUGCAGUGGUAGCAGUGAUCAUACAACGAAGUUUUGGUGCAGAAAUAGGCCGGGAGACACUGUGCGUGAUAGAUAUAACAAUGGCAUGCAAGGAUAUCCUGAGCAAAAUCCGGUUGCUGGUCGCAUGGGUGGUAAUUUUGCAAUGCCUGAAGGCCCAACAACUCCUGGACCAUUUGCCCCUGGGUUGACUCGAAAUGACGGCACCAUUCCAGGUGUUGGAGUUGCCAUGCCCUUAUCUGUUCCUUCUCUUGAUUUUUCUCAAGGGGAGCAGAAGCAGCCCCAUCCUGCUUCAAUGGGGGCUCCUCCUCUUCCCCCAGGUCCACAUCCCUCUCUUCUUGCUUCUAAUCAACAGCAACCAUUCCAACAGAAUCCACAGCAGAUCCCACAACAUCAACACCACCAGGCACUACCACAACAGUUGGGUCCUUUGCCUAUGCCUCCAAAUAUGCAACAGCUACAGCACCCUUCCCAUUCUCCUUUGCUCCCUCACCAACAUUUGCCCCGCCCUCCGCCCCAAAUGCCACUUGGAAUGCCAGGAUCAAUACCAGGAAUUUCAUCAGUGCCUACUUCACAUCCAAUGCCAAUGCCAGGACCUAUGGGGAUGCAACAAGGUGCAAUGAAUCAGAUGGGCAAUCCAAUGCCGCAAGGUCCUUUUGUGGGCAUGAAUCAAAUGCAUUCAGGGCCUCCAAGUGGAGGGCCACCUCUUGGAGGUUUCCCAAACAACUUGCCUAAUAUGCAAGGGCCAUCAAAUACCAAUUAUCCUCAAGGUGCUUCCUUUAAUAGACCUCAAGGUGGACAAAUGCCCAUGAUGCAAGGCUAUAAUCCUUAUCAGUCGGGAAAUCAACCUGGUAUGCCUCCGAACGCACAACCAGGAGGAUCACACAAUCAAUGACCUCAGUAGAAAAGGAAAUUGCUUUAGCCCUUAGUAGUUGGCAUUUAAGCUUUUGUAUUUUCACUUCCUUUCUAUAUAUUUCGCAUUUUAAUUUCCUUCGGAAAUUUCACCAUAGAAAUUGUGUCCUCUUGUGCUGUCAACUAUUUGUACUCUUUUAUGUUAGACAGGGGUUUCAUAUUUUAUUGACACCCUAUUAUUUAAGUUUCGAUUGUUUGAUACUCUAUUUGCUAAACGAAGGUAACGAAUAUUCUGUGGAACCCUAUUCUAGAAAAUAUUACUCUCUUAUAAAGUAUUAGCAGUAAAUUAAAUUAUGUUUAUCAUUGAUUUAAUCUGAAGUA
This is a messenger RNA of Lotus japonicus, 2679 nucleotides long. RefSeq names its product flowering time control protein FY. The record is from RefSeq and is a predicted model, not a curated record. Gene Ontology annotation, cellular component: mRNA cleavage and polyadenylation specificity factor complex. Gene Ontology annotation, molecular function: protein binding. Bases 137 to 2341 code for a protein of 734 amino acids. The transcript has 18 exons. NCBI's taxonomy places the organism in Eukaryota, Viridiplantae, Streptophyta, Magnoliopsida, Fabales, Fabaceae.